AUGCGGAGGGUCUGGCUUGACAUACCGUGGGCGCCUAAUGAGUGCUCACUGACCGACCGGCGUUCUUCCUCUGACUCUAGUCAGAAGUUAGUUUGGAGUGCCACGGAGACCUCCAUUUUAGAGGAAUACAAUAUUAAUUGGACUCAGAAAUUGGGAGCUGGAAUUAGUGGUCCAGUUAGGGUCUGUGUGAAAAAAUCUACCCAAGAACGGUUUGCACUGAAAAUUCUUCUUGAUCGUCCAAAAGCUCGGAAUGAGGUACGUCUGCACAUGAUGUGUGCAACACACCCAAAUAUUGUGCAGAUUAUUGAAGUAUACGCUAACAGUGUGCAGUUUCCUCAUGAGUCCAGCCCAAGGGCUCGACUCCUAAUUGUAAUGGAGAUGAUGGAAGGGGGAGAGCUAUUUCACAGAAUCAGCCAGCACCGGCACUUUACAGAGAAGCAAGCCAGCCAAGUAACAAAGCAGAUAGCUUUGGCUUUGCAGCACUGUCACUUACUAAACAUUGCACACAGAGACCUCAAGCCUGAGAAUCUGCUCUUCAAGGAUAACUCUUUGGAUGCUCCAGUUAAGUUGUGUGACUUUGGAUUUGCCAAAAUUGACCAAGGGGACUUGAUGACGCCACAAUUCACCCCUUACUACGUAGCACCUCAGGUAUUGGAGGCACAAAGAAGGCAUCAAAAAGAGAAGUCUGGGAUUAUACCUACCUCGCCCACACCCUACACUUAUAACAAGAGCUGUGACUUGUGGUCCUUGGGGGUGAUCAUUUAUGUGAUGCUGUGCGGCUACCCACCUUUUUACUCCAAACACCACAGCCGGACAAUUCCAAAGGACAUGCGGAGAAAGAUCAUGACAGGAAGCUUUGAGUUUCCUGAGGAAGAAUGGAGCCAAAUCUCAGAGAUGGCCAAAGACAUUGUGAGAAAAUUGCUGAAGGUCAAGCCAGAGGAGCGGCUUACCAUUGAGGGGGUGUUGGACCACCCAUGGCUAAACUCUGAUGAAGCUCUGGACAACGUGCUGCCAUCUGCCCAGCUGAUGAUGGACAAGGCAGUAGUUGCUGGAAUCCAACAGGCUCACGCAGAACAGCUGGCCAACAUGAGAAUCCAGGACCUCAAAGUCAGCCUCAAACCCCUGCACUCUGUAAAUAAUCCCAUUCUCAGAAAGAGGAAAUUGCUUGGCACAAAGCCGAAGGAUGGUGUCUAUAUUCACGACCCAGAGAAUGGAACAGAGGACUCCAAUGUGGCACUGGAGAAGCUACGAGAUGUCAUUGCUCAGUGUAUUCUGCCCCAGGCUGGAGAGAACGAAGACGAGAAGCUGAAUGAGGUGAUGCAGGAGGCGUGGAAGUACAACCGGGAAUGCAAGCUCCUCCGGGACACCUUGCAGAGCUUCAGCUGGAAUGGCCGUGGAUUCACAGAUAAAGUGGAUCGACUAAAAUUGGCAGAAAUUGUGAAACAAGUGAUUGCAGAACAGACCGCCUCUCAUGAGUCCCAAUAGCCACAGCCUCAGAGCAUUAGUUUGUUUUUGUUUUGUUUUUUACAUUUUGAAAAUUUAUUCCUUAACUGUACAAAGUAAUUUUUAUGUAAAUUAAUAAAUCAUAAUUUCAUUAAAUUUCCAUACUGCUGAAAGAUGCUGUAUAGGUGUAGAUACAAGAA
This is a messenger RNA of Vombatus ursinus (common wombat), 1643 nucleotides long. RefSeq names its product mitogen-activated protein kinase-activated protein kinase 5 (gene MAPKAPK5). Gene Ontology annotation, biological process: negative regulation of TOR signaling; protein autophosphorylation; Ras protein signal transduction. Gene Ontology annotation, cellular component: cytoplasm; nucleus. The transcript has 14 exons. Gene Ontology annotation, molecular function: calcium-dependent protein serine/threonine kinase activity; calcium/calmodulin-dependent protein kinase activity; ATP binding. The record is from RefSeq and is a predicted model, not a curated record. Bases 1 to 1485 code for a protein of 494 amino acids. NCBI's taxonomy places the organism in Eukaryota, Metazoa, Chordata, Mammalia, Diprotodontia, Vombatidae.